Paramuricea clavata is the source of this 635-nucleotide messenger RNA. Lineage: Eukaryota; Metazoa; Cnidaria; Anthozoa; Malacalcyonacea; Plexauridae. The record is from the annotation of a GenBank genome assembly.
AUGGCUUCUGAAGAUUGGACUACUGUAUAUUCAGCACUGGAUGUGGAUGAGAAAGUAUCAGCUUAUAACUCCAUUAUAAUCAAGAUGCUUGACGAGUUCUUACCAGAAAAAACCAUCAGAGCACAUCACUCUGAUAAACCGUGGAUCACUGGUAAUAUUAAAAUGCAAAUCAAAGCUCCUCAGAAGGCCUUUUCUCGUGGUGAUCAGCCAAGAUACAAACAACUAUGCGAGAAAGUGGCAAAUCUUAUAGCUAAAGCUAAAGCCACCUACUAUCGGUCCAAGGCCUCAGAAUUUCGUACCUCAAAUCAAUCGAAGUGGUAUAACUGUAUCUACUCUUUAGUAAAUGCCGAAAACACAACCCACACCCAAUUUCCACACUGGCCCGAAAACCUAAAUUACUCAAGGAAACGCUGCACGGCAUGGAAUUGUCAAAAUCGCCAAUCAACAUCGCUAUCGAUAAUAUGAAUAAUCAACCAACCAUCACUGACAAUGACUCUGUUGUACUAAUUGAUAUAGAAGAAUCUGAAGUUAACGUAAACACUAAUAUGAAUAAUUUACCAUCUGCGACAGACAAAGAGAAACAAUAUAAUACCCGAGGGCCAGUUGUUAAUGACUCUCUUAUGAAAUCCCAAUAA